Messenger RNA from Trametes versicolor FP-101664 SS1, 2734 nucleotides. RefSeq lists its product as uncharacterized. NCBI's taxonomy places the organism in Eukaryota, Fungi, Basidiomycota, Agaricomycetes, Polyporales, Polyporaceae. Gene Ontology annotation, biological process: xyloglucan metabolic process. Gene Ontology annotation, cellular component: extracellular region. The transcript is spliced from 12 exons. The coding region runs from base 17 to 2572 and encodes 851 amino acids. The record is from RefSeq and is a predicted model, not a curated record. Gene Ontology annotation, molecular function: protein binding; cellulose binding.
GCCCAUCCGACUCGCUAUGCUCCGCUUGACUCUCCUGGCGGUCUUUACGCUGCCGGCCGUGGUGACAUUCGUCGCCGCGGUGUCCUCGCAGUCGUACACCUGGAAGAACGUGAAGAUCGGAGGCGGAGGCGGCUUUGUGCCUAACAUUGUCUUCAACCCGUCUCAGAAGGGGCUUGCGUUCGCGCGUACUGACAUUGGCGGCGCGUACAAGCUCAAUGCUGACGACUCUUGGACACCCCUGCUUGACUUUGUAGACGAUGCUCGCUGGAACUACUGGGGCGUUGAUGCGAUUGCUACUGACCCCGUAGACCCCAAGCGUCUCUACUUGGCGACGGGAAUGUACACCAACUCUUGGGACCCCAACAAUGGACAAAUCUUGAUCUCUACUGACCAGGGCUCGACCUUCACUCCAUCGGUCCUCCCGUUCAAGGUCGGCGGCAACAUGCCCGGUCGCGGAAUGGGCGAGCGACUUGCGAUCGACCCCAACAGCAACAACAUCCUGUUCUUCGGCGCGCGCAGCGGAAACGGUCUCUGGAAGUCAUCCGACUUUGGUGCGACUUGGACCCAGAUCAAGAAUUUCCCGAAUGUCGGAACGUACGUUCCGGACCCUACGGACACCUCAGGAUACAACAACGACAUCAUGGGACUGUCCUGGGUGACCUUCGACACCACCUCCGGCUCGUCCGGAAAGGCGACGCCCCGCAUCUUCGUCGGCGUCGCGAACAAGGGUAGCGACAACAUCUUCGUGUCGAGUGACGCGGGUGCGACCUGGAAGGCGGUCCCCGGACAAAACAACACCUUCAUUCCUCACAAGGGUGUCCUGUCUCCCGCUGAGAAGGCUCUGUACAUCUCGUACUCCGACGGCGCAGGACCUUACGAUGGCACGAUGGGAAGCGUCUUCAAGUACGACUUGACUGCUGGAACUUUCACCGACAUCACUCCCGUUUCUGGAGGCGAUCUGUACUUCGGCUUCGGUGGUGUCGCCGUCGACGCACAAAAACCCGGCACAAUAAUGGUCGCCGCGCUCAACUCCUGGUGGCCAGAUGGGCAAAUCUUCCGCUCUACAGACGGCGGAAAGACCUGGACCGGUCUCUGGGCAUGGCAGUCGUACCCAACGCUGAACCGCUACUACACCUACGACGACACGCUCGCACCAUGGAUUGGCCCGGACCUGACUUCCUCGGACCUCGUCAUGCAGAUCGGCUGGAUGAUGGAGGGCCUCUCCAUCGACCCCUUCGACUCGAACCACUGGCUCUACGGCACGGGCGAGACCAUCUACGGCGGGCACGAUCUGCUCAAAUGGGACACCGCCUCGCGCAACAUCACCCUCAAGUCGCUCGCCGACGGCAUCGAGGAGACGUCCGUGCAGGGUCUGAUCUCGCCGCCCGUGGGCGCCCAUCUCAUUUCCGCAAUUGGUGACGUCGACGGCUUCGUCCACACGAGCCUGGAUUCGGCGCCGCUGGUCUCGUACACGAACCCGACCUAUUCGAGCUCUUCCGACAUCGACUACGCUGGCAACGUCCCGGCUACCAUCGUUCGGAUCGGAACGACCACGGACGGCUCGCAAGGGAAGCAGGUUGCCAUCUCGACCGACUCUGGCGUGACUUGGUCGCAGGACUACGGCGCACCCGACGACGUCGGUGGCGGCAAGGUCGCACUCUCGGCCAACGGCGACACCGUGCUGUGGAAGACCUCCAGCAACGGCAUCAUGGUCUCGCAGUACACGAACCCCUUCGCCGCAGUGGCGUCGCUUCCGUCCGACGCGGCCAUCGCGUCCGACAAGAAGAACAACUCCAUCUUCUACGGCGCGUCCGGCUCGAAGUUCUUCGUCUCCACCGACGGCGGCAAAACGUUCGCGGCGCAGGGCAGCCUCGGCUCGUCGACGUCGCCAUUCAGGGUCAUCGUCCACCCGAACGUGACCGGGGACGUCUGGGUGUCUACCGACAAGGGCCUCUUCCACUCGACGAACACCGGCGCGAGCUUCACCGCCAUCUCCGGCGUCUCGCAGGCCUGGUCCAUCGCCCUUGGUGCGCCGAAGACUGCGGGCGGGUACCCUGCCCUCUUCGCGGCGGCCAACAUCGGCGGCGUGGGCUACUUCCGGUCGGACGAUGCUGGGGUCAACUGGGUGAAGGUCAACGAUGCUGCGCACGGCUUUGGAUCGGCGAGCGCGAACGUGCUCGCUGCUGAUCUCCGCGUCUACGGCCGGGUAUUCGUUGGAACGAACGGACGCGGUAUCUUCUACGGAGACGUAGCCGGUUCCGCCCCUGCCCCCACUGCAACUGCCCCCGCCUCGACAGUGUCCGCCCCCGCACCAUCCUCCACGAAGCCUGUGUCAACCUCCGCACCUGCGUCUACUACGGCUUCCUCAGCCCCCGCCACUUCGGCUCCUGCCAGCUCCCACACUUCGGCGCCCGCCACCUCGCCAGCCUCAGCUCCAGCCUCGACACCGACCGCCCUGGCACCGGUCUACGGCCAAUGCGGAGGGCAAAACUGGACGGGACCCACGGUCUGCGCCGCGGGUUCGACUUGUGUGACGCAGAACGCAUUCUACUUCCAGUGCGUCCCCUCCUAAACGCCCAUUGGAUCCUGGAAAAACAUUUCAAGCAUAAGUUGGGCGGCAUGGGACUGCUGGUGCAGAGCGGGUUUACCGAAACCCUGGAUCCACGUACAGAUAAUGAACUACAUGCCACGGAUUCGAGGGUAUAUCCAGGAAAUGUUACGAGUUCUUCCACUC